UCCCUCUUUCUCCAUCCUUUUUCGCGCCAAGAGAUCCAAUCCUCACAACCAAACAGACCUCUUCACAUUUCCCAGUAAUUCCAUUUUCCAUUUCCACUACCAAGCUUCUUCCUUUUUCCAGCACACAAGCAAUGGGAGCUCAAAAAAUCAAAACCCUUCCUCCAAAUCCACACUCCUUCGAAACCCUAUUCUCCUCAAUCCAUUCCCCACAGGAUUUCACCAAAUCGAUCUACUUUCUCUUAUUCAACUUGUCCCUAAACGCACGACUUCACCAUUCCGAUUUCGAAGCCGUGUACGGACUCUCUCAAACAUUUUUGUUCGAAGAUCUCGAUCGGCGAUUCAAGCAGCUCUUCGUCUUCGGUCGAAAUCAGAUAAGAGCUUCAUGGACUGCAAUUUUCCAAAAUCUAUUGACUUCCAUGGAUACAAGUAACCCAUCUUCUUCAAGCCAUCAAUGGAAAUACCACGUCUUUCUAAGUUUCAGAGAUCCAUCUGAGGUACGCAAACUGAUGGGAAGUUAUGCAGAAGCCUUCAUUGAAUAUGAAAAAAAUUUCGAGAAGAAUAUAAAUAAAGUUCACACUUGGAAAGCUACUUUGACAAAAGUGGCCAAUCUCGCUGGAUUUUCUUUACAGGAUAGGCAUGAGUCAGAAUUUAUCCAAGAUAUUGUGAAAAUGAUAUUAAAUAAAUUAAGUUACACAUUCCUGAAAGGUACCAAAGAUUUAGUAGGAAUAGAUUCUCGAGUGGAGGACCUACUGCCUCUUUUAGUUAUAGGAUCAAAUGAUGUUCGCAUUAUUGGGGUUUGGGGGAUGGGGGGAAUUGGAAAGACAACUUUUGCUAGAGUUGUUUAUCAAAAUUUUUUUGAGGAAUUUGAAGAUUGUAGUUUUAUCACUAACAUUAACAUUAGUGAAGAAUCUAAAAAAUAUGGUAUACCUCACCCACAAGAUGUUAAUGAUAAAGUUCUUAUGAUCAAGAAUAGGUUAUAUAACAAAAGGAUUCUUCUUGUUCUUGAUGAUGUACAUCAAUUCGAUCAAUUAGAAAAGUUGGCUAGGGAGCCUAAUUGGUUUGGUCUAGGUAGUAGAGUUAUCAUCACAAUGAGAGAUAAGCAUUUGUUGACAAGGCUAAAGGUAUAUGGAAUAUACGAGGCUAAAGGAUUGAGUAACGAUGAUGAUCUUCAGCUUUUUAGUUUGAAUGCUUUUAGCAAUGAUCAUCCGGCCAAAGAUUAUCUAGAGUUGUAUAUACAAUUCGUAAAUUAUGCUAAAGGCCUUCCUCUAGCUAUUGAGGUUUUGGGUUCUUUUUUGAUUAAUAGAAGUACGAAGGAAUGGGUUAGUACAUUAGAUAGGCUCAAACAAUUUCCUGAAAAAAAAAUUAACAAUACACUUCAAAUUGGUUUUGAUGGACUUGAGGAUACGGAGAAGGAAAUAUUUAUACAUAUUGCAUGUUUCUUUAACAUGAAGAAUAAAGACUAUGUAGUGAAAAUACUUGAGUGUCUUGGCCUUCACCCUGACAUUGGAAUAAGGAUUCUCAUUGAAAAGUCUCUCUUAAAAGAAUAUGAAAAUAAACUUUGGAUGCAUGAAUUACUACAAAUAAUGGGUCAAGACAUAGUUCGUCGAGAUUUUCCUCAAGAACCUAGAAAGUGGAGCAAAUUGUGGUUAUAUGAAGACAUUCACAAUGUUUUGAUGAAAAAUAUGGGAACAGAAGCUAUUAAAGGCCUAGUCCUAGAUCUUUAUAUGGUGACUGAAUUGGGUGAACUGCAUAAAUCCAAAGAGGCAUAUUGGAACCCUGAUGCCUUUUCAAAGAUGCCCAACCUUGAAUUGCUUAUAAUUUAUGGUGUUCACCUUGUGCAUGGCCCUAAAGAAAUUCCUAAUGGCUUAAGAUUUCUUGAUUGGAUUGAGUAUCCUUCAAAAUCUUUGCCAUUAAGUUUUCAACCGGAUAAGCUUGUUGAACUUCACGUGUCAUAGCAAAGUUGAACAACUUUGGAAAGGAAAAAAGUACUUGGACAAAUUAAAGUUCAUCGAGUUGAACAAUUCCUUAAGCCUCAUUGAAACCCCUGACUUUACCGGAGUUCCCAAUCUUGAGAAAUUCGUUGUUAAAGGUUGUAUAGGAUUAAUUAAGGUUCGCCCAUCUGUUGUGGUUCAUAAAAGGCUUACUCUUCUUGAUCUAGAAGGUUGCAAAAACCUUAGAAGUCUUCCAAAAAAGUUUGAAAUGGAGUCUCUUGAGAUUCUUAAUCUUUCUAAUUGUUCCAAAAUUAAGAGAAUUCUAGAAUUUAUGGGAAACAUGGAAUGCUUGUCAAAACUUCACUUAGAUGGCACCGCUAUUACAAAACUUCCCUCUUCAGUUGAGCAUUUGACUAACCUUGCUGUAUUACAUUUAAGGGAUUACAAGGAACCUACAGAGGCAACCAUUAGUACUUUUAUUCCUGGAAGUGAAAUUAUGGAAUGGUUUAACCAUCAAAGUAUGGGGAAUAUGGUAAAAUCACAAGUUACUUCUUGGAAACAAAAUGUGAAUAUACAAAUGCCUAUUCAUUCAUGUAAUAAGUGGAUGGGAAUGGCUGCUUGUGCUGUUUUUUCACCCCUUGAUCUUUAUCCGAAAAAUUACAGUUUCUUUAAAAAAUGUCAUAUUAUUUGUUACAUUGAAGUUGGUGUAGGAGAGCUGGCAAAAUUGAGCAUUAACUAUGUUCAGAUUUCAUCACAUCACCUUUGGCUACUCUAUUUUCGCCUUGAAUUUUUUGAUGAGAAUGCGAGAGCAGUAUUGAGUCAAAUUGAUGAGAAUGAAUCCAUUCAGUUGGAAGUUAGAUUUCAAUUUUCUAGGGAGUCAGACUUGGAAUUUGAGAAAUGUGGGUUUCAAAUGGUAUACGAGCAAGACAUGGAUGAUAUCAGAGAACUGGCUUACCCUAGCAACAUUAGUUGCAUCACUUCUUAUGAGGACGUAGAUGCUCAACAUGAUUUGGACAAUUCAAUGUUGGUAACAGAAGGUACUAAAAUUAUGUGAAGCCAUGACGAAUGCGAUGAGGCUGGACCUAGUGGUGAAAGUAGCUCUAAUGACGUACCACAUUUGAAGAGGAAUCAAACAUAUAUAAAGGAAGAAUAGGUCAUUGUAACUCUGAUUGCCUGGUUCAUUCUAUUGAAGGUGGUUCAAGACUGGUUGUUUGGCUUUAUUCGAGCUAUCCUGGGGGGUUGACAUCUUAUAUUAAAACUGCCAAUGAACUAUUGGCAGAUUCAAAAGCAGGAUAGAACUCUGUCUGUGGCUUCACACCUUCUGAUAGAAGACACAGAUGAUCCAGAAAUAAAUUUAUUGGUCAACAGAAUACAUUUUGGCAAAAUGUUUGCCCCUCACAGAAAACUCACAAAGCAAAGCAUCCUUAUCUUGUGAUUCUCUAUGCAUUUGAACUCGCUCCAUCAACAGUAACAAAGCAAACCUCUCUCUCUCUCCCUCUGUUUCCGUUCUCUUAUGUUCAAUUUUCUUUGUCUAUUUUGAACUAAUCUUUGCUUUGUUGAGUAUGUCGGCCUCAGUCACUCAUCAUCUGCACGCUCCAGUGGUUUGUCACUCUUCGCUCUCUCACUCUAUUUGUGACUCAAGCAGUUGCAAGUAGUGUCUCUGAAAGAUAUAUAGUCUACAAGGUCACUUGCGAUGGUCCCUCGCUACUUUGCUAUGCUAUCUUUGGUUUUGUUAUUCUUGGAAAUGAAAUUCCGAAAUGGUUUAGUCAUUAGCAUUUGGGGGCUAUAGUGAAUGUACAAGUGCCUGCUUGUUCGUGGAAUAAGUGGUUUGGAAUGGCUAUGUGUGCUCUUUUUACAAGCCCCGAUCUUCAUUCAAAUAAUCAUGGUUUACUUGACCUGCAACUUUUUUGUCAGAUUCUAGUCAAUAAACAUGAAGGUGCAACUGUUUUUGAAACCUAUAGUGUUAUAUUUAUUCAGACUGAAUCACCUCACCUUUGGAUGUUUUAUCUACCCCCUCAAAAUUUUGAUGAGAAUAAGGGAGUAGUAUCAAGUAAAAUUGAUGAGAAUGGAUUCAUUGAGAUGGAGGUUAAUUUUAAUGAUCCUUCCUACCAAAACAUUGAGGUUGAGAAAUGUGGAUUUCGUCUACUAUAUGAGCAAGACAUCGAAGAUAUCAAGGAAAUGAUGGCUCAAUCCAGCAACAACACCUGCCUAACUCCUAAUCAGUGUUUGGAUGUUUAUCAUGAUUUUGACAAUUCAAUAGAGGUACUAAAAUUAAGUGAAGUCGUGAUGAGUAUGAUGGGGCUGGACCUAGUGAUGAAGGCAGCUCUAAUGAUGUCCCACACUCAAAGAAGAUUCCAAGAUAGAGAAUUUAUGGCUCAUGCUAACUCUGAUUGCAAGAAUUCAUAUGAAGGUGGCCUAGGACUUGUAAGUCAUCGUUAAAUUGACUCUGCAGCUACCUAUUGGGCAUGCAUAUAAUUUUAUCUUUUUGUCCAAUUUUAACU
Molecule: messenger RNA, 4432 nt
Organism: Quercus lobata
Lineage: Eukaryota; Viridiplantae; Streptophyta; Magnoliopsida; Fagales; Fagaceae
Product: TMV resistance protein N-like
Exons: 11
Coding region: 132-1955 (607 amino acids)
Biological process (GO): defense response; signal transduction
Molecular function (GO): ADP binding
Source: RefSeq, a predicted model, not a curated record